UUUGGGGAAGGGCUCAUGCCAGGAGGGUUCACUUUUACCAGGCUCCAAGUGUCCCCAGCAACCAGUGUCUCCUGUACCAGCAGAAGCUCCAGAUCUCUGACCCACUUGCUGCCUCCGCGGCGUCUUUGCCCACAGAACAGCUAUGAGAAGGCAACUCCGGUCCAGAAGGGCUCCUGCCUUUCCUUACGGUUAUCGCUUCAGACUUGAUGAUCAGGAUGAAGUGAAUCAGAACUACUUAGCAGAUGAAGAAGAAGAAGCAGAAGAAGAGGCUCGGGUGAUGAUGGUGCCUGAUUUGGAGGAGGAUGAAGAAGAGGAAGAGAAAGAGGAGGAGGAGGAGGAGGAAAAGGAGGAGGAAAAGGGUCAGGGUCAGCCAACAGGCAAUGCCUGGUGGCGGAAAUUGCAGAUCAUGAAUGAAUACCUGUGGGACCCGGAGAGAAGGAUGUCUCUGGCCCGAACAGGUCAGAGUUGGAGCCUGGUUUUAGUCAUUUACUUCUUCUUCUAUGCCUCCCUGGCUGCUGUGAUCACCCUCUGCAUGUAUACACUAUUUUUGACCAUCACUCCUUACAUGCCAACCUUCACUGAGCGGAUGAAGCCUCCUGGAGUUAUGAUCAGACCCUUCGCCCAUAGCCUUAACUUCAACUUCAACGUUUCUGAACCUGACACUUGGCAGCAUUAUGUGAUUAGCUUAAAUGGCUUUCUUCAGGGUUAUAAUGACAGUCUUCAAGAGGAAAUGAAUGUAGAUUGUCCUCCAGGGCAGUACUUCAUUCAAGAUGGCGAUGAGGAUGAGGACAAGAAAGCCUGCCAAUUUAAGCGCUCCUUCCUAAAGAACUGCUCUGGUCUGGAGGACCCUACUUUUGGAUAUUCUACUGGACAGCCUUGCAUCCUCCUAAAGAUGAACCGGAUUGUAGGCUUUCGUCCUGAGCUUGGAGAUCCCGUGAAAGUUUCCUGCAAGGUUCAGAGAGGUGAUGAAAAUGACAUCAGAUCCAUUAAUUACUACCCAGAGUCGGCUUCUUUUGACCUUCGCUACUACCCUUACUACGGCAAACUGACUCACGUUAACUACACCUCCCCACUGGUAGCAAUGCACUUUACAGACGUGGUGAAGAACCAAGAGGUACCUGUGCAGUGCCAACUGAAGGGCAAAGGCAUCAUAAAUGAUGUCAUUAAUGAUCGUUUUGUGGGUAGGGUAAUUUUUACCCUGAACAUAGAAACCUAAGAACUCCAAGGGGCCACUCCCACCAGUUCUAUUCCUGUUUUAUUUCAUGUUAUUCCUAGUAGCACCUGAAUUCUUAUUCUUCAGUUAGGACACAGCCAGAUGGAUGCCUAAGAUAGCAGGUCAUCUUUCCUUGCCUUUGAUAUAUGUAUGAAGUGAUAUUGUGGGAGCUGUUUGAUUUUUUAAAGGUAGUCUCUCCUGAUGACAAAUAGAGCAUAUUAAUUUGCUUUCCCUCCACCUAAUACAAAACUCAUUCUUGCUGUUAGAAACCUCACUGUUGUGUAAACAUAGUAUCUGAUAAAUUCUUAGUAGCCAUGUUCAGGAGAAUGUCUACAAUGCUUAUAAAUUCAUCAUGUUUCCCAAAAUUCAGUUGGUUUUAAAGGUGAGAUUCCCCCCCCCCACACACACACACACCAGGCUGAUAAUCUAAUUCCCUCUCUUUUUUAUAUGCCUGGCAAAGUUUUACCUUGGGAAUCACCACUUAGACCAACCCAAAUUACACCUAGGGCCACUAUAUCUAUAGAACUCCGUAUCCAGGGGUGCUUGAGAAACUGACUCUCACAGGCAACUAAAUACUGAUUCAAAACUAGGUUAUCUUCAACUGGAAUAGAAAGCAGUAAUAACUGGAUAUUGUUCUGGGAUUGAGAAGACCUUUUGUGGGACUUUUUUUGGGAGGUGGGACCCACUGCAAUUGGGGAGAACACUUAGCAUAUGGAUGCAAUUGGUGGUUGAUUCCAUGCUCUAUGGUAUAAUUGUCCAAAGGCAUACAUUCCUGAAAAUAUGUUUGGCUGAGCUCCAGGCAGAGGAGAAAACAUGGAAUAUCUCCAUCAACUAAUUCUUCUUGGGCUAUUUGCUUGACAGUAGUAAGAUAUUCUUUGAGACCAUCAAGGAUGGGUUUGUUGAUUCCCAACUACAGCCCUGGGAAUUGAAAUCAGCUCUGGGAAUUGACAUACAUGGCAAGACAGAAAGAUCCUGUCAGGCCACCCUGAAGCCAAGGCUCAUUAGCCAGUUUUAGGUUUACUUUUAAAAUGACAUGAGGCAGAUGUUCAUCCAUGUUGUGGAUGAGCCAAUUCCCUUGUCUUAUCUUUGGCCAUGUGACCAUUCCAUUGCUGCUUAACACCUCCACCAGGGGGAGAGCUGGGACAAAGAGAGAAGGCAGGGGAAAAUAUCAUUAGUGUCUCAGGGUCCAAAGCAAGCUUAAAUGCCACUUAGAAGCAUCCAGCAUGUGAAUCUCCUCUACAAUGUUUACUUUCUCCCAAAACAGGGAACUGGCAGUCUGGUAGUGAAGACAAGCAAGUAGAAAAUGAAUUAUGAGACAGUGUAACAAGAGUUAUAAAAUGAGUAUGUGGAAAUGUUAUGGGGAACAUGAGGAAAAAGAACUAUCUCCAGGUGAGAAGUAGAAGGAAGUUUCACAUGCAAAGCCACAAUCAUGAAAAGACCAUAUCAUGUUUUGGUCACUGUAAAUUGGACUAUAAAGAGAUCAGAAGGAAAUGGCAGGGAGUGGCAGGAGACUGAGCUAGAGAGGUGUUCAGAGACUUUGAAUAUUAUUCAGUAGGUGUAAAAUAGUCUUUAAAGCAUUUUUAUCAGGAAAGCUCCAUGAUCACAUUUGCAAUUUAGGAAGAGCACUUGGGUAAUCACAACAUAAAGGGUAUAUUGGAGCAGGACCCAUUCAGGGAAUGGGGAGAAGGAACAAAAAAUGUCCCCAAGUUUCUGAGUUUGGCUAAAACCAGUGAGACGGUGAUGUUGUUGAUCAAGACUGGGUAUAAGAGAGAAGCAGGUUUAGAGAGGAAGUUGUUGAGAUCAGUUUUGGACAUUUUAGGUUUGUGGUUUCUCUUGGUCAGACAUUGAUGUGGAGAUACAAACACAUAUAAAGUUGGAGAGAAGGAAAGCUGAGAACAAAAACAACAUUUGGUUAAGUGAACUCACUUAAGAAAUCCUAAGCUAUUUAAUCUUAGGAAUUUGAGCCAGUUAUGUAAACAUACUACACCAAUUUCAUCCCUAACAUAGUGAUUUCUCUUGGCUUUGCGGCAGAAAGGACUGCUAUUGCUCUUCAGAAUCUCCUUCCCAGACACUUUCCAAGUUUUAUUAACAGAGUAGAGGAGGACUGACCGCUAUUAACAAGUGAUAGAAGACAUACACAACAACAGAUAUAUAGAGGAAAAAAAAAAAAAACAAAAAUCAGGAAACUAUCUCCUCUCAACCCAUUUCUAUAACAAAUU
Ictidomys tridecemlineatus (thirteen-lined ground squirrel) is the source of this 3432-nucleotide messenger RNA. The record is from RefSeq and is a predicted model, not a curated record. NCBI's taxonomy places the organism in Eukaryota, Metazoa, Chordata, Mammalia, Rodentia, Sciuridae.